AAUUACUCAUCCCUUUCCCAUCCUAUAAAAGCUAGGCAACUUCAUUCAGAUCAUACUACUACUACUACUACCACUUCACAUUUUACACAUCCAAAGAUAAGUUUCAGAAUGGUAACUCAGCUGCAAAGGAGAACAUCUCGCAGAAAGCUUCAGUUUCUGCCAACUCUCUACAACUCCAAAUCUGUUAAAAGGAGGUCCAUCGUCUUAAAUGUUCUUCUCCAGUGUCACAAGCUCAAACUCAAGUUGGAAGAAAUACACAGAGAGUACGAAAAUCUUGUGGCUAUCAGAAACCAAUACUUCACUCUAUUGAAGCAUAUACAAAUCCCAAAGGAAGUGAAGGUGGAGAAGGUUGGGGAAGAGUUGAUAGUGAAAGUGAGUUGCAACAAAGAAGGGGACAAAUUGAUCUCAAUUCUAGAGGCGUUUGAAGAACUGGGUCUUAACGUUCUUCAAGCUAAAGUUUCUUGCAGUCAUUUCUUUGCCAUGGAAGCCAUUGCUGAGGCUCAAGACCUGCAAACUACCGAUAUCAAGGAUAUUACUCAAGCUAUCCUUAAGGCCAUUGAAAAGCAAGGAGGUGACAAUAUAUAGAAAGAUUUUGCGGGGAAUACUAAUGUUAGAUUAAGCAAAAGUUAUGAUUCAUACAGUGUAUGAUAUCUAGAGUCUAGACAUGUAUGCAUCUCCGUAUACAUGGGGUUUUAAAAUGUAGAACGUAAUGGUAUCUGUGUCUGAUUCAGUGUGUAUGGUAUGCAUCUCAGGUAGUAAAAGAUUAAAAAAUAAAACUUUUAAAAGGUAUAAAAGUUGCGGUAUGCAUCUCGAUUAACAAAAGAAUUGCUUUCCAUUGCCGGGAAUUGAACCCGGGUCUCCUGGGUGAAAGCCAGAUAUCCUAACCACUGGACGACAAUGGAUA
Messenger RNA from Hibiscus syriacus, 904 nucleotides. RefSeq lists its product as uncharacterized. The transcript is spliced from 3 exons. Gene Ontology annotation, cellular component: nucleus. Gene Ontology annotation, molecular function: DNA-binding transcription factor activity; sequence-specific DNA binding. Bases 109 to 585 code for a protein of 158 amino acids. Lineage: Eukaryota; Viridiplantae; Streptophyta; Magnoliopsida; Malvales; Malvaceae. The record is from RefSeq and is a predicted model, not a curated record. Gene Ontology annotation, biological process: regulation of DNA-templated transcription.